Molecule: messenger RNA, 1755 nt
Organism: Rattus rattus (black rat)
Lineage: Eukaryota; Metazoa; Chordata; Mammalia; Rodentia; Muridae
Gene: Kctd6
Product: potassium channel tetramerization domain containing 6
Exons: 2
Coding region: 372-1085 (237 amino acids)
Biological process (GO): ubiquitin-dependent protein catabolic process; protein homooligomerization
Molecular function (GO): cullin family protein binding
Source: RefSeq, a predicted model, not a curated record
GUGGAGGUCAGUUUUCUCUUUCCACCAUGAGGGUCCCGGGGACCAAUCCCAGUAGGGAUCACCUACUGAGCCAUCUUGUCAGCCCAGAUGACAGGAUGCAAUGAUCCCUUCCUCUCUCCCCAAGCGUAGGCUAGUUCUUUGUGCCCCGUGGGCUCCCGAGGCGAGGACAGAGCAUGGCAUGGUUUUUCCACGUCUUUGGCCUGCUGUAGCUUCCAGUUGACCUGUUCCAUAAAUGAGCAGUUUUUGUGAGGUUUGAAUAACUACAUUUGGCAGAACAGCGUUUCUUCUCCAUUGUCACGGUUGUGUGUUUGGUUUUCUUCUUCCAGAGUUUCCCUGGCUUCUGGGCUCCUGGAGACGCAGUGCCGGAGCAGAUGGAUAAUGGAGACUGGAGCUAUAUGAUGACUGACCCAGUCACGUUAAAUGUAGGCGGACACUUGUACACGACAUCUCUUACCACGUUGACGCGCUACCCGGAUUCUAUGCUUGGAGCUAUGUUUGGGGGUGACUUCCCCACAGCCAGAGACCCUCAGGGCAAUUACUUCAUCGACCGAGACGGACCGCUUUUCCGUUACGUCCUCAACUUCUUACGGACUUCAGAAUUGACACUCCCCCUGGACUUCAAGGAGUUUGAUCUGCUUCGGAAAGAGGCCGACUUCUACCAGAUCGAGCCCCUGAUUCAGUGUCUCAAUGACCCUAAGCCUUUGUAUCCUAUGGAUACUUUUGAAGAAGUUGUAGAGCUGUCCAGUACUCGGAAGCUUUCUAAAUACUCCAACCCCGUGGCCGUCAUCAUAACCCAGUUAACCAUCACCACCAAGGUCCAUUCCUUACUGGAAGGCAUCUCAAACUAUUUCACCAAGUGGAAUAAACACAUGAUGGAUACCAGAGACUGUCAGGUCUCUUUCACCUUUGGACCGUGCGAUUACCACCAGGAAGUCUCCCUUCGGGUCCACCUGAUGGAAUACAUUACGAAGCAAGGGUUCACGAUCCGCAAUACUCGGGUGCAUCACAUGAGCGAGCGGGCCAAUGAGAACACAGUAGAGCACAACUGGACUUUCUGUAGACUGGCCCGCAAGACAGACGACUGACUGGCAGCCAGCCCCCAGAGAACUUCCUGCAAGCUCCGUUUCGGGGCAUGGAAGAGACUUGUUGUUUAGUGUGGGCCCUCCUUUUUCCUUUUUUUUUUUUCCCCUCCAGUCUUUGUAUUUAUUUGAAGGCCCUGAGGACCAGAAGGAAGUUUUGUGUGUGAGCGCUCCCCUCCCUGUUUUGUUCCCAAGUAUGCAUGUGCCUGUUCCGAGUCUCUAGAAACCUUUUUUAUAAAAAAAAAAGAGAUCUGAAAAUCAUUAUGGUAUAUAAUCUACCCUUAACAGUGCUAAAAUGAUUUAUGAUAACGUGGUCCGUGACUCGACAGGAAGGCUAAAAAUACAGGAAUACAAGACUAAAGAGGGUGUUUAUGAUGUCUCUGUAGUUUCCAGACCAGGAGGCCGUAUUGCAGUAUUAAAGGAAGACUGGCCAGCCAUCUAAGGUACUCGUUAAGGACUGCUCUCUACAGUUUUGACAACUGUUUCUUUCUAUGCACAUAAAUCAAGCAACCAAAUAUCUGUAGCCAUGGAAAUGUCUGACUAGAAAUAUUUAUAUUGGAGUCUCAGUACAAAUGUCCCUGUGGUAGAAACCUUAUGCCUGCUACAGUUUCAUUCCCAAGGGUACUGCCUACCAGGAAAGAAAAUCUAAUAAAAAAAAAUGGAACAUGAACAUUAA